Messenger RNA from Humulus lupulus (European hop), 1389 nucleotides. Its product is annotated as alpha-amylase 3, chloroplastic-like. The transcript is spliced from 13 exons. Lineage: Eukaryota; Viridiplantae; Streptophyta; Magnoliopsida; Rosales; Cannabaceae. Gene Ontology annotation, biological process: regulation of ARF protein signal transduction; carbohydrate metabolic process. Gene Ontology annotation, molecular function: guanyl-nucleotide exchange factor activity. Bases 1 to 1389 code for a protein of 462 amino acids. The record is from RefSeq and is a predicted model, not a curated record.
AUGGUCCAGCAGGCUGUACAGGGAGGAGCUCCAGCUGCUUACGCCCAAGAAAUGGAGAGGCUAACCGCUAAAGAAUCCCUUCUUCUUGCUGAACAUCUAAAGGAGAUGAAAUUGUUUAGUUAUAUGCCUUCGGAUAUGUACAAUUUAAACUCAACAUAUGGUUCUGAGGAGGAACUUAAACACUGCAUUGAAGAAAUGCAUUCUCAAGACCUUUUGGCCUUGGGAGAUGUUGUGCUGAAUCAUCGGUGUGCACAUAAACAGAGCCCAAAUGGUGUUUGGAACAUUUUUGGUGGCAAGCUUUCUUGGGGUCCUGAGGCAAUUGUUUGCGAUGAUCCAAAUUUUCAGGGUCGUGGAAACCCUUCUAGUGGUGAUAUAUUCCAUGCUGCACCAAACAUCGAUCAUUCCCAGGAGUUUGUAAGAAAAGAUAUAAAAGAGUGGUUAAAUUGGCCUCGAAAUUACAUUGGUUAUGAUGGGUGGCGCCUCGACUUCGUGAGGAUGCUUGGGAAAGUUUUGAAUGGUUCUAUAAAUUCAGAAUUAUAUUUCUAUUCCUAUAUUUUAGUAGAAGUUUUUGUCUUAUAUGUUGUUCACAGGGGCUUCUCAGGUUCUUAUGUAAAAGAAUAUAUUGAAGCUUCAAAUCCUGCAUUUGCUAUUGGAGAAUAUUGGGAUAGUUUAGGUUAUGAGCAUGGCGACUUGUGUUACAAUCAAGAUGCUCAUAGGCAAAGGAUAGUCAAUUGGAUCAAUGCCACAGGGGGUACUUCAUCAGCAUUUGAUGUCACAACAAAGGGAAUCCUCCACUCUGCUCUGCAUAAUCAAUACUGGAGAUUGAUAGAUCCUCAAGGCAAACCAACUGGAGUUAUGGGAUGGUGGCCUUCGCGUGCUGUCACAUUUCUAGAGAACCAUGAUACAGGAUCAACACAGGGUCACUGGCCAUUUCCACGAGAUAAGCUUGCACAGGGAUAUGCCUAUAUUCUGACCCAUCCUGGAACAUGGAGCAGUGGAGCAGGACCUUUGUGUUGCUCAGACCCUCCAAUCCUUGAUCCACACAGUGGAGCAGGCCAUGUCGAGAAACUUGGUGGCCUUCCCACCUAUGUCAUCGGUUCUCCCUACUCUAAGCAUGCUGCUAUUCUUAUUUCUAAUGUAUAUGCAGAGGAUGUGGCUUUGUUUAUGAAGAACACUAAUGGCUUGAAUGAAACAAUGAUCGGUGGCUAUUUGGGUGAGAGAGAUGAAUUUCCACUGAAAGUUAUGCAUGCCUAUGUGGAUUCCUUUAAUUUUAAAGGGAUAGAUUUCGGUGAAGCAAUAAGGUUUUUCCUACGCGAGUUCAGGUUGCCUGGAGAGGCACAAAAGAUCGAUCGCAUCAUGGAGAAGUUUGCCAUACGUUGCAUUGUUUGA